AUGAUGAAACCGAUUCUAUUUUUGUAUUUAUUCUACAAAAUCUUGGGACUGCUGCCGUUUUCGAUUCGACUCUCUCCUCCGAGGACUGACGAUUCGAAAAAAUGUUCAGUCUCAUUCCUGGGGCUAGUGUACAACUGGAUUUUGAUUCUGGUGACAUUCACCCUGAGCUUUCCAGCAGUGGAGGCAUUUUAUGAUAUCCAAUUCGAUUACAAAACGAAAACAGUGAUGACGAUUGGGAUGACGAGGGCAAUAUCCAGCACAAUUGUCACCCUCUUCAUCUGGUUGUUUGUCAGUCUGAGACAGCUGAAGGCAGUGGAGAUAACCCAGAGGCUCUUGACGAUUGACAAGAUGCUGAUGACACUGAAGAACGUCCACUACCACGAAUCCCUGGAUCUCAGGAUGAUCGCAAUCAUCUGGACAAACGUCUUCAUCUGGAUCAACGUCUUCUGGCUGGACAUGACUGUCUUCAAGUCCCUCUUCAAGUCUAGCUUCGUGAUUUUUAUUCUUCCCAAUGUCAUCUUCAACUGGUUCCUCAUCCAGUACUCCCUCGUCCUCAGCUCCAUCGAGACCAGAUUCCGGGGAAUUAAUCGUGCAAUCACACGACUCUCGAAGAGUCAUUGCUGCUUGAUCGAAGACACUCGUGUCUUCAGGGAUUUGAUGGCUCUUCAUGGACUUCUGUACGACGUGGCAUGUGCUGUCACCAAUUUUUACGCCUUUCCUGUGCUACUCAUCAUCACUGUCUCGUGUGGUGCUAUUCUCACCACUUCUUAUUAUCUGAUUGUACCUUUUCUGAUGCACAGGGCUGUCAGCAUUUUCAGGACUCUGGACUCUAUCGCUUAUCUCGCCAUGGAGGUAUUUCCUAUUGUCAUUCUCUCUACUACUGUUACUAGAGUGAGUCACGAGAUGAAGCUCACAACAGUAGCUGUCCACAAACUCCUGGCAGAAUCCCUCUCGGAUAAACAAUUGAAAUCCGAGUUGAAAUUAUUUUCACUCGAACUGCUGCAUCGACGACUACAAUUCACCUGCUGUGGAAUUUUCUCGUUGGACUGCACACUCCUGCAUUCAAUUGCAAAUAUGACGGGGACGUAUCUCGUGAUUCUCAUUCAGUUCCAAGGAACCGAGAGAACAUCGACAGAUCACGUCACCAGCAACAAUAUUAUUUUAAAUACUAUUUUCAACGAAACUUGUGCGUCAAAUCAAUGUGGCACCACGUAA
Fopius arisanus is the source of this 1215-nucleotide messenger RNA. Its product is annotated as Gustatory receptor 8a. The record is from RefSeq and is a predicted model, not a curated record. Gene Ontology annotation, cellular component: dendrite; axon; membrane. Bases 1 to 1215 code for a protein of 404 amino acids. Gene Ontology annotation, biological process: sensory perception of taste; chemosensory behavior; male courtship behavior. Lineage: Eukaryota; Metazoa; Arthropoda; Insecta; Hymenoptera; Braconidae. The transcript is spliced from 4 exons.